Messenger RNA from Prorocentrum cordatum, 645 nucleotides. The record is from the annotation of a GenBank genome assembly. Lineage: Eukaryota; Dinophyceae; Prorocentrales; Prorocentraceae.
AUGGCUCUGGCCUUCCUCUCCGAGGUCGGGCCCGAUCGGCCAGCAGCGCCGAGGAGCCGCCAGCCGCGGCCCGCGAGGUGUUCCAGGGACGCCCUCUUCGUCCUGGCGUGGGCUGGCUGUCAGGCAGUGCGGCUGCUCGGCCUGCAGGUGCUGCAGGGGACAUCCGAGAGUCGUCCCACGAGUUCCGAUUCGACGGUUCAACGAACUGUUGUCCUGGCUGGGAUGGCCUUUCUCGACAAGUAUACGGGUCCACUGGGCGCGGCUGCCCUCGACAGGGCACUGCUGCAGAUCUUGGGCUGGGCCAGAGGGUCUGCUGAAGCGAGCUCCCGCGGGAGAUGUGCGCACUGCUUCUGGGUGACGCGCUCGUUUCUGUGGCAGCUUCGGACCGUCGUAUCCAAAGUGGAGCGCUCUAUCUGCCAGCUUGUGCUACUGCACGGCAGCAGCACUUUUGGUUUCCAGCCCGAGUUUCUUUCUUCCUUGUUCACCGCGGUAACAUCAUCAGGAAUAUUGCUAUGCUUAUUUGUCAGUAGAGACUGUAGUGCGCGAGGUGGCCCUGGUGUUAGUGUUGAGCAACGCCAGCGCCACGGAGCCGAUGUCUCAGAUCUCGUCGGGCACGUCUCACGGAAGGGGAAGAAGGCGCAGUAA